This is a messenger RNA of Paramecium tetraurelia, 2122 nucleotides long. RefSeq lists its product as uncharacterized. Gene Ontology annotation, molecular function: 1-phosphatidylinositol 4-kinase activity. Gene Ontology annotation, cellular component: membrane; cytoplasm. Lineage: Eukaryota; Ciliophora; Oligohymenophorea; Peniculida; Parameciidae. The transcript has 8 exons. The record is from RefSeq and is a predicted model, not a curated record. Gene Ontology annotation, biological process: phosphatidylinositol-mediated signaling; phosphatidylinositol phosphate biosynthetic process.
AUGGCUGAGGUUGGAGAGGAGAUAACAAUAAAAAGAAAAAAACAGUAUGGAUUAUGCUCUAAACUAUGGUGUCUAAGAUGCAUGAAUUGUUGUAAAGCUGAUGAUGUUUCAAUUUUAACAUCAAGAAAUAGAAGGGAGUUGUCUGUUAAAUUAAUGGCUAAAUAUCAGAAUGCAAUUUAAUUAAAUCCAGAAGAAAUCCAAGUUUUAGAUGUUCUUAUAUUAUUGUAUACCUUGGAUGAGAAAUCUUGGGCCUAUCAAUAUUUGUACUAAUGCAAGUUGAUAUCGAAUGAGGAGAGUUCAAGGAAUGAUUUAGAGUUUUAUAUUCCAUAGUUGAUGAAUUACUUGGUGUUUCAUGAAGAAAUGUUGAAUGAAAAUAUUAGUUAGUUUAUACUCACUUCAUGCAUUCACAAUUUUUACUUUGCGUAGGUUGUCUAUUGGACACUCUUUUCAAUAAGCGCAAUUGUUUUUGACAACUAAGUAACAGAAUUUUAAAAAGUAAGAUCGUACUUAUAAAAUCUAAUUAAAAGAAUGGUAUUGAAUCAUGAGACUAAUAAUGAAGUGAAGGAGUAAAAUGAUAAGAUAGCAGAAAUGAUAUCUACUUAUGGAACACCUUCAUUUGAUCAACAUUCUAUGAAAUGCUUAAUAUUGCCUGAACAUAUUCAAUUAUCAAAAUAUAAACCGUUAGAAUAGUAGGAAAGUUAUGAUUUUAUGUCUUGUAUCAAUUUUUGGAAUGAUAUCAUAUCAAUUUCAGAUAAAUUAAAAUUUGCCGAUCCUAAAAUAAUAUCAUUGCGAGCUGAUUUAUCAUUAAUAAACACAAGAUUGCCUGCUAAUGUGUACAUUCCUUUUGUGAAAGAUCAAUUGAGGCAUUACACAAUUUUAAAUAUUGUUGUACAAGAAACCAAAAUCUUCUCCACUAAAGAAAGAGCUCCCUUUUACAUUUGUGUAGAAGUCUACAAUGUUGAGAAGGAGGAAGGCAAAAGUGAGGAUAAAAGAGAAAGAAAGAAUUCUGAAUUCAACGUUGAACUCACUAUGUUAAGUGAUUUUAAGAGCCAAUCCAGUUUAGCUAUGUCCUAGUUUUCUACUCAAAGUUUAGGUGUCGCUGAAUGCUAUGAAAUAGAGCUAAGUAAAAAAGAGGAUUUGAAGAAACCCAGCAAUGCAACAUUGGAUUUUGAGAAAAUUGGAUUGGAGAUCUUUGGUGAAGAUUCCAAUUAAAUAAGUGAAAGAAUUAGAUAGCAGUCUCCUUAUUGUCAUUUCAGAUCUUGGAGACUGGUUCAUUUAAUAGUUAAAACAGGUGACAAUUUAAAAUAAGAACAAUUUGCACUCCAAUUAAUCAAUUAAUUCUAAUUGAUAUUCUAAAAAGAAAGUCUACCAUUAAAGUUGACAACUUAUGACAUUCAAUCCUUAGGGCCUAGUUCAGGCAUAAUGGAGAUGAUUAAAGAUGCGGCAACUAUAGAUUCACUCAAAAAGAAAUUAAAUUCUAUUGAUAAGGAUAUCACUUUGAGUCAAUUCUUUUAAAAAUACUAUGCAGCGAAUUUACAUAAAGCUUAGAGAAACUUUUGCUGUAGUUUAGCUGCUUAUAGUUUAAUUUGUUAUUUCUUAUAAAUAAAGGACAGACACAAUGGUAAUAUCUUGUUACACAAAUCUGGCAAGAUCUUACAUAUUGAUUUUGGGUUUUUUAUCAGCAUAUCACCUGGAAAAGGAUUGGAAUUCGAAAAAAAUGUUCCAUUUAAAUUAUUAUCUGAAUACAUCGAUGUUUUGGGAGGAACAUAAUCUGAAUUAUUCAAUCUAUUUAGGAAAUUAUUUUUCAAGGGAUUUGUUGCUUGUUAGAAACACUAAGAUCAAAUAUUGUUACUAGUUAAAAUGAUGUAUAGUGGACAUGGAUACACUUUGCCAUGUUUUAGUAAAGGGGAGAGUGCUAUCCAUGAUCUAGAAUCUAGAUUUAAUCCACCUUGCUCAAAUGAUGGAGAAAUAUCAGUAUUUACAUAGAGUCUAAUCAAUCAAUCUCUUGAUAAUUGGAGAGCCAAGUGGUAUGACAAAUUUUAAUAUUACUUUUAAGGAAUAUUCUAUUGAUUAUGAAAACUAAUAUUUAUUUUUAAUCAGAAUUGUUAUUUUAUAUACAUUA